Messenger RNA from Apis cerana (Asiatic honeybee), 2499 nucleotides. RefSeq lists its product as uncharacterized. The record is from RefSeq and is a predicted model, not a curated record. Lineage: Eukaryota; Metazoa; Arthropoda; Insecta; Hymenoptera; Apidae.
UUGUUGGAUCGAUUUUCGUAGCCACCUGUAUUCUCACACAGUUAACCACAAUGCAAAAGAUAAAAAGCUAUAGGUGGCAAGGUAAACUGAAGCUUAGUAUAAGGUGUUCUUUCGUUGACAAAGAACUACGCGUAUUAAUUUUUUUUUUCAUCUUAUUUUUUUCACAAAAGCGCAUAAUUCAAAUCGAUACAAUGAAGUUUGUCGAUGAAAGAAAACAAAACAAAAGCUGUUUCAAUGAUCUCCAUUAACCGGUCAAUAUAGAGGUGCAUUUUUGUCAAUUACUUAAAAAAUGUUUAUGUUGCAUCUAUAUAUUAUAUUGUAUCAUGUUUAAAAAAGAAAGUGUAUGUGUAUUUGUGUCUUAUUUUAGAUAUUCGUAAUUUUUUCGUGUAUAAUAUUAUAUUUAUGAUAAUUAUCACAUUUAUGUAUUUAUUGGUUGUGAUCUUGUCGAUCAUUCAGAAAACAUAUGUACAAGUGUGAGCAUUGUGACUGUAUUUAAAAUAUUGUGAUUUAGUUGUGAUAUUUAUAUAGAUAAAUAUUUCAUACAUACUUCAUUGGAAUUAUAAUUAAAUUUUUUUAUGGAGAUCGAAAAAAAUUACGAAAUAAUUUAAGUGACAUCAUGAAUAUAUUGUUGAAAGCUAAAUUCAGUGAACUGACAGUGAAGAAGUAUAAUUUAAAAGUUGAAGGAAAAUUCAUUUACAAUCACGGUAUCAUAAAUGUCGGAGUAUCAGAAAUUUUUAAUAAUCGAUUGAAAGAAUAAUGAAAUUUAGUUAUUUGUAACGUUGUCUAUAAAUUCAAAGUGAUAAAUCACGGAGUCAACCAAAAUCAUGAAAUGGAAAAAAAGCCCAAUGGAAUUUUUAUCCGAGAAAACUUUUCUGGUGAUUAAGGACGACUUGGAUAUGUUGAAAAAGAAAGGAAAGCAACAAGGGAAAUCAAAAAUACCGAAUACAAGUACUUGGCCACCAAAAAUAAAACGCGGUGUUUCCUUGUAUGAUGAACCAGAAAGACCAAAGACUGCGAAUCUCGAAAAACCAAGCAUCCUAGAUCCUGAUCUCGUCGACAAAUUGGAUAUGUCUCUUCUUAGCAAGGAAUCACUUAUUGACUCGAUAACGCAGCAUCGUCUUUUAAAAACAAGUGGAGAAACUUCGUCGUUUCCUUCGUCAUCAAGAUACCGACAAAAUGUCAUUGGGACUGAACAACAACGAGAACAAUAUAGCCUAGUUUUGAAUGGUGAGGCGACGUGGUGCAAUCCCUUCUCCUUACGCCACAAACGACGUAGUUUCGAACACAUUCUCGAUUCGAAGCUUGGUCAUAUCGACAUGUCUAGGAUGCAAAAGCAGUCGUGUAUAGGCGGACAGAAUAUGGGUUUUACGAAGAAGAAUAAUACAAAACUGGAUGAUAAUAACAAUAGAAAUGGAACGAUUAAUCAGAAGGUUGUUUCCUUGUCCACGUUGAAAAAGAAGAAUUCAAGACCUAUACAAUAUGACCUGGAGGUAUUUACAGCUUCCUCAACAAAGAGUGCUCCAGAACCUUGUAAAAGCUGCGGAAAAUCGAACCAACCAGAACGAUUUCAUAGUCAUCCAAAGAGUACUCAGUCCAAAACGAAGGAUAACUUUACAAAUUCGAAGUCAAAAACCACAGUACCGAAAACUAUUCAGAAACCUGUUGCCCUGAAUUUUCGUAGCGAUAAAAAUAAAAACAAAGUGGAAGAAACAAUCACCGAAAAUCUCAAGUCAAAUUAUAAUCAAGAACGAUCUAAUAUAUCGUACAGGCCUUCAUCAGCACCAAUUAAGAAAGGACCAAGGAGUGUUACUUGUUAUAUAUGUGGUCGCGAAUUUGGAACUGCCAGUUUUCCUAUUCACGAGCCUCGAUGCAUGCAGAAAUGGGAACGAGAAAAUAAUUCGUUGCCUGUAAAUCAAAGACGACCGAUACCUCAGAGACCUGAUCUCACUAUCAAUCAUUCAGAUUGGAACGUAGCAGCGUGGGAAGAAAGCCAGGCACAGUUGAUUUCUUGCAAAUGUGGAAGAACAUUUUUACCGGAACGAUUGUUAGUGCAUCAGAAAAGUUGUAAAAUUUUUAUAAAGAAUUCUGAGACGGAAAAGACAGGAAGCUUGUUUAGAGAAAAGUCUGCAAGUAUAACACGAGUAGGACCUCCUAUGAUUACUUGCCAAUCUUGUGGCAAAAGUUUCGGCACUAAAAGUAUAAAGAUACAUGAGCCUCAAUGCAUCAAACGAAUGCAAACUGAAACAGAUAAACAGUUUCAUUCUCGAAAAAAAGAGCCGAUUCGACAACAAAAAUCAGAAAUGAUGAUCGUGCACGAAAAUUUAAGCAGGCCAACGGGGGUGAGUCGUAUUGGAAGACAUGCUUAUAUCAUUCAAUUUGUAUAAAUGUUUUCACAUGAUUAUUCGCACGAUAUUAUUCGCGAUUAUUUCGUCCUGUAUAAAUUAAAUUUUAUGUAAAAAUUUGUGACUUGAUUGUUAUAAAUAAAAAUGUAUUGUUUUA